Drosophila mojavensis is the source of this 1787-nucleotide messenger RNA. It is a transcript of the gene Loxl2, whose product is annotated as lysyl oxidase homolog 3B. The transcript has 4 exons. The coding region runs from base 130 to 1635 and encodes 501 amino acids. NCBI's taxonomy places the organism in Eukaryota, Metazoa, Arthropoda, Insecta, Diptera, Drosophilidae. Gene Ontology annotation, cellular component: membrane. The record is from RefSeq and is a predicted model, not a curated record. Gene Ontology annotation, molecular function: protein-lysine 6-oxidase activity; copper ion binding. Gene Ontology annotation, biological process: peptidyl-lysine oxidation.
GCGUACUCGGCUCAGUUUCAGUUCUCGAGCGCACGCCAAGCCAGGCAAAUGCGAAACAGCUCGAAUCAGCGCGAAUCACGAGUCGAGUCGAGUCGAUAAGAAUCCAAUUGUUCCAAUCCACUUGAUAUCAUGUUGGCCCUACACGUUCUCUGGCUAGGCCUGAUGGGCGCUCAACUGGCAGCAGCCGCUGUGCAUCAAUCGAUUCAGGAUGCGCGACGCGAGCAGCAGCAGCUCGUGCCGCGCUAUAUCAAGACCCUGAACAAGGAGGAGGGCGCCAUACGUCUAGUGGGCGGCGAUGCUGAAUACGAAGGUAACAUUGAGGUGCUGCAUAAUAACAAGUGGGGCGCCGUUUGCGAUGAUGAAUGGGAUGCCGCUGAGGGCGAGAUCGUGUGCCGGCAGCUGGGCUUCCUCGGACUGCGUCGCUACACCCACAGCGGCUACUUUGGGCCCGCGCGGCGGCGCUACUGGAUGGAUAAUCUGUACUGCGAGGGCCACGAGCAGGAGCUGACCGACUGCCACUUCGAGGGCUGGGGCAUCAACGACUGUGAGCCGAGCGAAGCAGCGGGCGUUAUCUGCUAUCCGCCAACGGAUGCAGCCGUUUGGUCGGCGCCCGCAGCUGUCGAGGAUGAUCGUCUGCUGCCCAAGUAUCCCAUACAUCCUGGCUCACGGCUGUAUGUGAGACUGCGCGGCGGUCGCUCCAGGAACGAGGGACGGGUCGAGGUGCGCAUCGAUGGCCAGCGCUGGGGCAGCAUCUGCGCGGAUGGCUGGUCCAUGCUGGAGGCGAAUGUGGUCUGUCGUCAGCUGGACCUGGGCUACGCUCGCGAAGCCUUCCAGACGGACUACUUCGGUGGCGCCAACAUCUCCCGGCCCAUGCUCAGCGGCACCGAGUGCUAUGGCAACGAAACGGAGCUGGCGGACUGCCUGCACCACAAUCAUUUGAGCGGCAUUGUGAGCUGCCACGGCAACCGGCAGCAUGUGGCUGCUGUGAUCUGUGACUAUCGGUCGCCCGAUUUGGUGGUAGACUACUAUGAAAUCGAGCAGACGGCUCACCUGGAGGAUCGGCCGAUGCUGCUGAUGCAGUGCGCCAUGGAGGAGAACUGCGUCUCCAGCGAGGCCUAUCAGAUACAGCGCGACAGCCCCAAUUGGCGCUAUCACACGCGAAGACUGCUCAAGUUCACAGCGGCCGCUAUAAAUGCGGGCAACGUGGACUUCCGCCCCUUCAAGGAGAAGAGCCAGUGGGAGUGGCACAUGUGUCAUAUGCACUACCACAGCAUGGAGGUGUUUGCCACCUUCGACAUAUUCGACCUGGACGGUCGCAAGGUGGCGCAGGGUCACAAGGCGUCCUUCUGCUUGGAGGACAGCAGCUGCCUGCCGGGCGUCGCCCGGAAAUACAACUGCGCCAACUUUGGGGAUCAGGGUAUCUCUGUCAACUGCUCUGAUGUUUAUCUAUAUAAUCUGGACUGCCAGUGGGUGGACAUAACCGAAUUGCCACGCGGCUCGUAUAUACUCAAGAUUGCCAUCAAUCCGGAGUUCAAGGUGGCCGAGAUGAGCUACGACAACAACGCCGCCAUUUGCGACCUUUUGUACGCCGAGAAUUAUGCGCGUGUUGACAAUUGUCGCCUGGCGAGACCUUAGGGCCUUCAAAGACCUUUAAAUCUGAACAGUGCCAAAUAUUAUGAUUAAUCGUAGAGUCGAGCGUUAAGCGUAAAUAUGUCUGCAUUAUACGAUCUAUUCUGCUUCUAUUAUUCUCUUUUUUACCAAAAUAAAACUGCACACACAUAUCUUAA